This is a messenger RNA of Colletotrichum acutatum, 1666 nucleotides long. RefSeq lists its product as uncharacterized. The transcript is spliced from 3 exons. The coding region runs from base 389 to 1531 and encodes 380 amino acids. NCBI's taxonomy places the organism in Eukaryota, Fungi, Ascomycota, Sordariomycetes, Glomerellales, Glomerellaceae. The record is from RefSeq and is a predicted model, not a curated record.
CCUUGGAUUGUAUAAGACUUGGAUACCGCCCUGUUCCACACUUUGCCUCCCUAACUUCCACACACACACACACACCCUUUUGGUCCCUCGACCGACAAGCUCCCUCAGAAAACGCAACCGUCUUAGGACAUCACGAUAGACCCGUACGACUCACGCCUUUAUAUCCUCGAGUUAAACACUAGGUCUCGACCAGCCUCAUCGCGAUAUUAGGUGGUUCCGGCUUCAAGGUUCUAGCCACAACGAAGCCCAUCACCGCAAGUGAAUAGAAGCUUCCAAUAUAUUACUGCACCCCGCAUCAGUUACCUCUCUGGCCAAGCCACCUUUGACCCCAUUACUACUCAACUAUCUAUAAUACUCGUCAAUCUCCGAGUCCUCGACGUCAACGAAAAUGCCGAAGCGAUCCUUGGACGCUAGCAACCUGUCGCCGACCAUGCAGACUGAACGGGCACAGAAGAAGACGGAGAGAUCUCACGAAGAGAACCAAGAGCGCGCUUACAUUGCCGCGUCGCGGCGGGCGGACCGUAGUAUCGAAGCUCGUGUCCAGUCCGCCAAAAUGGCGAGCGAGAUUCACAAGAAGCGCACCGGCAAGGGAUUCAAGAUCUCCGAAGCGAUUGUGCAGGCCGAGGAAAUGUAUGAAGAGGAAGAGGAUGACAUGCCUCGCUCUUACCGAAUGCUGGCAGCUCACCUUCAGACCGGCUCCCCAGAGUUCGACUAUCGCGUCAAUGCCUUUUUGGCAAACAGGGUAGCUAUGGCGAGCAUGGUGGCUGGGCUCCGUAACGAGGAGUGGGCUCAAAACCCGAUCAACAAGAUGUUUGCAGAGCAGUUCCCAAACGCCAAUAAGCAAGCCCAGGCUCUGUCUCGUAACAUUACCAACUCGAUGUACUCCGUCCCCGGGCAACGUUCGCUGUCGAUGUCGCAACCCACUCAGGCCGAACAAGCGGUCACCGGUCCCAUGUCACCAACCUUUUCAUCAGUAAACUUUCAGCCCGAGACUCAGCGAUACCAACGCCAGAGAACACAGUCAGUGGCGUCGCCCAUGGAUAUGGCCACACCGGUUGCGCGUGAUCAUCCCCAGUCGCCGCCAGCUCUGUCACCGUCAUCGGACGCUGCUGCUGGCACCCCUUCGACGCGAACUGCCUCGACUUUCCCUUCGCCCAUGACUACAAUCGACCACAGUCUCUUUUCCCCCGAGUCGUCGUUUACCGCCGAGCUGCCUAUGGAUGCGAAGAUGAUGGUACCCAACUUGGACAUGAACGACCCGAUGGCUCAAAUGUUCAUGGGCAACCCGUUGCAGCAGCAGAUGUACUAUCCAGACACUCAUUCAAUGGCCGACCUGAAACAUGAGCAGCACUUGAAUGAGCUUACGCUUUCUUCGCACGAGUAUUUCAACGGACACGUGAACCCUUACGCGUCUCGUUUUGAGGAGUCCACAAGCGAUGACGCGACCCCAGGCCCCGUUAACGACAAUUGGGACGCCUUUCUGGACUUUGGCGAGCAGUCCGACACUGGCGCCAUCGAUCCGACAUUGUAGUUGACAUACCACACCGUGUAUUUUGACACGAAGCAUUGAUGGAAGUAAUGAGGAAGAAGUGUCCAAAAGAGCGACAAGCGAAAGUGAGUACGCAUUGCAUCGGUCGGGCCACAAAAGGCGGCAUGGAAUACCCAU